AGCCGCGGCAGCCAUUUCCAACGAGCUGGUGGGGGCGAAAGAUGGGGACGCCCGUCGGGUGGUCGCAGGGGGGUUCAGGAUCAGUGUGUCUCGCCUUCGAUCAACUGCGGGACGUGAUUGAGGCUCAGGAGGAACUGAUCCACCAGCUGAGGAACGUGAUGGUUCUCCAGGAUGAAAAUUUUGUCAGUAAAGAAGAGUUCCAGGCAGUGGAGAAAAAGCUGGUGGAAGAGAAAGCUGCCCAUGCCAAGACCAAGGUUCUCCUGGCCAAGGAAGAGGAGAAGUUGCAGUUUGCCCUCGGAGAUGUAGAGGUGCUGUCUAAACAGCUGGAGAAAGAGAAGCUGGCCUUUGAAAAGGCGCUCUCCAGUGUCAAGAGCAGAGCCCUGCAGGAGUCCAGCAAGAAGGACCAGCUAAUCACCAAGUGCAAUGAAAUUGAGUCUCACGUUAUAAAGCAAGAAGAUAUACUUAAUGGCAAAGAGAAUGAGAUUAAGGAGUUGCAGCAAGUUAUCAGCCAGCAGAAAGAGAUCUUCAGGAAUCACAUGUCUGACUUUUGGAUCCAGAAGCAGCAGGAGAACUACAUGGCCCAGGUGCUGGACCAGAAGCAUAAGAAAGCCUCGGGGAUGCGUCAGACCUGGAGCCGCCAGUGUUCCAGGGAAAAAUAAAAUGGGCGUCUCCUUCCUGUUAUGUGGCUGUAAUGCCCAACCUCUGCCUUCUCUGCUGUGGUGGUCCCCAUCCUGACCCUUCCGAUCCCUGUGGGUACCUCCCUCAGGCCUCACAGUGGCCUGGACCCCAGGGAAGAGGUAGGGCGAAAGGCAAAAGACACUCUUUCCUUCUUCCCUGCCUGCCUUUUGGACCACCACCUGCCAGGCCACUGCUGUGUUCAGAAUGGAUGCUCCUCGAGUCUCCAGCCCCUGCUACUCCCCUCCCUCCCUCCUUUGGGUAGUAGUGGGGGCCCAUGGGGGUAUGGGGUUGUAGCCUAGGGAAGGACUACUUGGUUGUCUAGUAGGCACUGUCCCUUCUUACUCUUGGUAUUAAAUUCCUUCCUAUAUAAACAACCCUGGUUACCCCAGUGCCCUGGUAAAUUUAACUCUCCCAACUUGAA
Orcinus orca (killer whale) is the source of this 1099-nucleotide messenger RNA. RefSeq names its product spermatogenesis associated 24 (gene SPATA24). Gene Ontology annotation, cellular component: nucleus; cytoplasm. The coding region runs from base 42 to 659 and encodes 205 amino acids. Gene Ontology annotation, molecular function: DNA binding. NCBI's taxonomy places the organism in Eukaryota, Metazoa, Chordata, Mammalia, Artiodactyla, Delphinidae. The record is from RefSeq and is a predicted model, not a curated record. The transcript has 6 exons.